AUGGACUUCAAGAAGCACUGUGAUAUUGUGGAAGGGGUUGUUGGGGGGAAGUUGGAGGUUGUAUGUGCUGUGGGAGGAAAGGAGGAACUAAAACUGAUUCAUGAAGCAGUUUUCACAAACCUAAAUAAUCAAGCACAGAAAAAUUUCACAGAUGAAGGAGACCAACUAUUUAAUAUGGGUGCCAAGAUUCUCCAGCAGUCUAAAACCCAAAAGCAAAAAGCACAAGCCUACAUUUUCUUUGCCAAAGCAGCUGACAUGGGAAACUUGAAAGCUAUGGAGAAAAUGGCUGAUGCUUUGCUAUUUGGAAAUUUUGGCAUGCAAAACAUAACAGCAGCUAUCCAAUUAUAUGAGUUCUUGGCUAAAGAAGGAUCAUAUCAAGCCCAAAACGCAUUAGGAUUUUUGUCUUCUUAUGGAAUAGGGAUGGAAUAUAAUCAAGCAAAGGCACUGAUAUAUUAUACCUUUGGAAGUGCAGGGGGAAGCAUGAUAUCCCAGAUGAUUUUGGGGUACAGAUAUUUGUCAGGAAUCAAUGUUCUACAGAAUUGUGAAGUUGCCCUAAAUCAUUACAAGACAGUGGCAGAUUAUAUUGCUGACAAAUUAGAAAAAAGUGAAGGUAUUCCAGUGGAAAAAGUAAGACUAACUGAAAGACCUGAAAAUCUGAGCUCUAACAAUGAAAUUUUGGAUUGGGACAUAUACCAGUACUAUAAAUUUUUGGCAGAAAGAGGAGAUGUUCAGAUACAAGUAUCUCUUGGACAAUUACAUCUAAUUGGGAGGAAAGGCCUUGAUCAAGAUUACUACGUGAGUCAAUCCAGAUUUGCUCAUGUGGGGUGGGGAGAAAAAUGGUGAA
This is a messenger RNA of Talpa occidentalis (Iberian mole), 844 nucleotides long. RefSeq names its product protein sel-1 homolog 2-like. Gene Ontology annotation, molecular function: protein binding. Gene Ontology annotation, biological process: ERAD pathway. The transcript is spliced from 8 exons. Gene Ontology annotation, cellular component: endoplasmic reticulum membrane. NCBI's taxonomy places the organism in Eukaryota, Metazoa, Chordata, Mammalia, Eulipotyphla, Talpidae. Bases 1 to 843 code for a protein of 280 amino acids. The record is from RefSeq and is a predicted model, not a curated record.